AUGAAGGAUUUCCUAAAAACAGUGGAUAUUAUUGUAUCAGAUAAUGCCAUUAACACAUGGAGCAAACUGACCAAAAACAACACCAGCAUUAAACUUCUGCAGGCUAUUGAGGAUAUAAGUGAACAUCUCACAGAAGAUUUUAAUAUUUUUGAAAUAUCCAUUCAGCUAACAAGAAAAACAGUUAAUAAUUCCUUCACUUUAACAUCAAGCCUGUCGAACUCAUCUACGGAGAUUGUGAUACCACAGGUUCCUCAGAUGACUAUCAUAACCAUCAUAAUCUUCACGACUCUUGACAACGUCUUACCUACACACGGUGGUAAUGACAGCAGGGAAUCAGAUGUGAGAAUCAAUGGAGAUGUGGUUGUUGUUAAAGUUAAUGAGACUCUUAACAACAUUUCUUUUACAUAUGACAUUACUUAUCAGUCUUUGGGAAAUCCUCAGUGUGUCUUUUGGAAUUUCAAUCUCAACAGUUGGGAUUCCACUGGAUGUGAAGUAAAGCGGAACAACAUUGGCAACAUUACAUGUGAAUGCAACCACACAACCUCUUUUUCAAUCCUAAUGUCACCGUUUUCCAUUGAUAACACAGCCUUAGCCUAUAUAACUUACAUUGGCGUAGCUAUUUCGAUGGCCAGCUUGAUUAUAUGCCUGAUUAUUGAGACUAUUGUGUGGAGGUCAAUGACAAGAAAUGACACAUCCUACAUGCGACAUGUCUCCAUAGUCAACAUUGCCGUGUCUCUGCUGAUAGCAAACGUCUGUUUUAUCAUUGGAGCCGCAGUCGCAGAAAGUGAGCAGCCAACCUCAGUGGGUCGCUGCAGUCCAGUGGUUUUCUUCAUGCACUUCUUUUACCUGGCUCUUUUCUUCUGGAUGUUAAUAUCAGCGCUGUUGCUCUUUUACCGUACAGUCAUGGUCUUGUCUCAAAUGUCAAGGGCUAAAAUGAUGGCCAUUGCCUUCAUAGUCGGUUAUGGUGCACCUUUGCUCAUAGCGACAAUUACGGUUGCAUCAACAGCUGGACCUCAAAAUUAUGUUUCCAAAAGAAAUGCAUGCUGGUUGAACUGGUAUGAAUCAAAGGCCCUUCUGGCAUUUGUGGUUCCAGCUCUCACUAUUGUAGCCAUAAACCUCGUGGUUUUGAUUGUGGUUCUGUAUAAGAUGUUGAGGAGAGGAGUUGGUGCCACAACUCAACCAGAUGAGAAACAUGCCCUGGUGGUCAUUGCCAGAUGUGUGGCCAUUUUGACUCCUAUCUUUGGUCUUACAUGGGGAUUUGGAAUUGGAACCAUGGUGUCACAGGAAUUAGGCAUUCAUGUGGUGUUUGCACUCCUUAAUUCUCUGCAGGGAUUCUUUAUUUUGGUGUUUGGAACACUUUUAGACAGCAAGGUAUGA
Molecule: messenger RNA, 1377 nt
Organism: Carassius carassius (crucian carp)
Lineage: Eukaryota; Metazoa; Chordata; Actinopteri; Cypriniformes; Cyprinidae
Product: adhesion G-protein coupled receptor F1-like
Exons: 3
Coding region: 1-1377 (458 amino acids)
Biological process (GO): G protein-coupled receptor signaling pathway; cell surface receptor signaling pathway
Cellular component (GO): membrane
Molecular function (GO): G protein-coupled receptor activity
Source: RefSeq, a predicted model, not a curated record